Trichoplax adhaerens is the source of this 1947-nucleotide messenger RNA. RefSeq lists its product as uncharacterized. Gene Ontology annotation, biological process: signal transduction. Bases 1 to 1947 code for a protein of 648 amino acids. The transcript is spliced from 23 exons. Gene Ontology annotation, cellular component: cytoplasm. NCBI's taxonomy places the organism in Eukaryota, Metazoa, Placozoa, Uniplacotomia, Trichoplacea, Trichoplacidae. Gene Ontology annotation, molecular function: GTPase activator activity; protein binding. The record is from RefSeq and is a predicted model, not a curated record.
AUGAUUGCCCUUUGCUAUAAUAGUGAUUACCGAGUUGAAGAUAGACUAUUUUCAGAAUUAUCAAAAGCUCAGAAAAGCUUUGCACUAGCGUUAUACGAAUUUAAAUUUACGGAAGCGAUUGGACAACCCACUGAUGAUGAAUUGACAAUCGCUGAAGCCUUUAAAUCCUUUAGUAAAAUGAUUCGUUCUAUCGAAGACGCUAGAGAAGGUUUGAUGACAACAUGCAAUCUCUCUCUAUUACAACCGCUUGAAAAUUUUAGAAAGGAAGAUAUCGAAGCCAUGAAGGAAGAAAAAAAGAAGUACGAGAAAUCUAGCCAAAGUUACUAUAAUGCACUUGAAAAACAUUUAAAUAUUUCCAACAAAAAGAAGGAAGCAGUGGUGCAAGAGUCUGAAGAUUUACUCGAUCAUCAAUUAGAAGAAUACCAUCAAGCGUCUUUGGAUUACGUUUUUCAAUUAUACCAAUUGCAGGAAAUGAAAAAAUUUCAGUUUGUCGAAAUUGUAAGAAUUGCACCGUAUUGUGGUUACGAAAUUUUUAGAGAUUCUGAAGGAUUCUUAAACCAUUUGCAAUUAAUUCUGCAAAACGCUAGGCAAAACUUUGAUACGCAGAAAGAGGAAGCUCAAAGUUACAUUACUAAGAUAAGGAGCAAUGCCGACAAAAAAAUUAAAAGCACAGACGAUACUAGGGAAGGCUACUUGUACAUGCUAAAGAAAGGAUUAGUGGGUGGCAACAAUUGGGUGAAAUACUACUGUCUGUAUGAAAAGAAAGGAAAACUGUUUAAGAUCAUUUCGUCAAGUCAGAACAAAGUCCCAACCUGUGAAACUAUGAAAGUGAUGUCUUGCGUAAGGCGAAAGACGGAUUCUAUCGAGAAACGUUAUUGCUUUGAUAUUACAUUUAAGCAAGAAACGAAAAUUGUCAAUCAUACAUUUCAAUGUUUGGGCGAAGAUGAUAGAAGAUCUUGGCUUGAAGCAAUGGAUGGUGCAGAACCGGUUUAUUCUGAAGUCAAACCUCAGAGAAAGACAGUAGGUUACGAACUGAAUGAAAAUGGUUUUGCUUUUGUCGAGAGGUGUAUUGAGGAAGUUGAAAAACGAGGAUUAGGAGAACAGGGAUUAUACCGUCUUGUAGGAUCUACAAUUAAAGUUAAGGCUUUGCUGCAAGCAUGGAUAGAAAUUGCGAUUAUUGCAGAGUCUGAUACGCUAGAAGAAAGAGUUGACGGCGUAAGGGCGGCAGUAGAAAAACUACCCGAGCUGAAUUAUAAUAUGUUAUACAUUGUUGUUGCUCACCUUAAAAACGUUGCCGGUGAAGCAGAUGUAAACAAAAUGUAUGCUAGUAACCUGGGAGUCGUUUUCGGACCAACACUAAUGAGGCCGGAAGAGGAGUCUAUGGCUGCCAUUGUAGAUAUAAAGUAUCAAGGAGUUUGUGUGGAAAUAAUGGUUUCUUCUUUUGAUAAGGUAUUUAAGAGGAAUGUAACAAAUGCGAAAGGCCCAUUUAGUUUAACCCCGACCUUUGGCAAACGAUCGGAGGAUAACUCUGUUUCUAGAAAGCCUAGUUCACUUUCUGUUACUGCAAGACCGGAUGAUAUAGCUAAAAAUAGAAAAGCUAGUACACCUGUUGGGAGACGGAAAGAGGGACAAGGAAACAUUACUGGUCAGAGACAGAGUCCAUCAACAUCACAACCACCAUCGUUGCAGCCUUCUGGUCAAAAAUUAGGAUUUAAAGUUGCUAGAACUUUAUACCAGUGUAAAGGAGAAUAUGACAAAGAGUUAUCCUUUGAAGCCAAUCAAGUGAUUCAUAACGGUAAACAGAGAGAUAUCCAUGUACACAACUCCUUCGGUUCAGCAAGUAUCUCAUCUACUGUACGCGAAUCGGAAGAGCCGGGAUGGCUUUAUGGAACGAUUAACGAUGAAACUGGAUUAAUACCUGAAAAUUACGUUGAAAUUAUUAACUAG